AUGCCAUCACACAAUCAUGGUAGUACAAUUGAUGGUGAAAGUAACUAUAGACUGUAUUAUGAUGUGCCUGUGGAAAAUGCAGACAACAAUUAUGUUACUGGUUACAGAGCUUCGCAGCAUCUAUCUGGUGGUGAUAGGUUCAAUAUGCAAGCAGGAUGGUCUAAUAUGUUUGCCACAUGUUCACAGUGUCGUCAUACACAUAAAGUAGAAACCGAAGGUAAAAAUCAUGCACAUUCACAUAAAGCAACAUCAUCAACAAUUAAUAUAUAA
Messenger RNA from Didymodactylos carnosus, 270 nucleotides. NCBI's taxonomy places the organism in Eukaryota, Metazoa, Rotifera, Eurotatoria, Philodinida, Philodinidae. The record is from the annotation of a GenBank genome assembly.